This is a messenger RNA of Amyelois transitella, 2137 nucleotides long. Its product is annotated as FGGY carbohydrate kinase domain-containing protein. NCBI's taxonomy places the organism in Eukaryota, Metazoa, Arthropoda, Insecta, Lepidoptera, Pyralidae. Gene Ontology annotation, biological process: carbohydrate metabolic process. Gene Ontology annotation, molecular function: phosphotransferase activity, alcohol group as acceptor; kinase activity. Bases 209 to 1840 code for a protein of 543 amino acids. The record is from RefSeq and is a predicted model, not a curated record. The transcript has 4 exons.
UGACCAAGAGCAUUAUCUUGUUAUUAGUGCUACACAAACUGGAACCGGUGUGUGUUGUAAGCAUAUCUUCGGCCUUGUAACAGUGACAAUAUUUAUAUCAUUACAUUCCCUUCUCUUUAUUUUUCUAUAGCUUUCAUUAAUUUUCUUAUCUGCUACAUCAUAUUACAGCUUUUAGGUGGAUUGGUAGAACUGUAUUACAGAUAAGACAAUGUCUAAUGAGGUAUAUUUCGUUGGCGUUGACGUGGGAUCCGGCAGCGUUCGCGCUGCCCUUGUUGAUGAUAGAGGUCAUGUUCUAAGGACCUCUGUCAAGGAGUUACAGACUUGGAAACCCAAAGUCAACUAUUAUGAACAAUCUUCGAAUGACGUCUGGAAUUGCUGCAUUUAUGUUAUCAAGAACGUCGUAACUAAUAUCAAUCCUGCACUUGUCAAAGGUAUUGGGUUUGAUGCAACUUGUUCAUUGGUGGCAUUGGAUAAAAAUUGCAAUCCAAUAGCAGUUAGCAAUUCCAAUAACAAUGAACAAAACAUCAUCAUGUGGAUGGACCACCGAGCUCAAACAGAAGCAGACUUUAUAAACAAGACUGACCACGAAAUACUGAAAUAUGUAGGAGGCAAAGUCAGUUUGGAAAUGGAAAUUCCAAAGCUGUUAUGGCUCAAGAAACAUCUUGCCAACAAGUGGUCAGAUUUCGGGUUGUUCUUUGAUUUACCUGAUUUUCUAACUUGGAAGGCGACUGGGUCAUUGAGUCGGUCUCUCUGUUCCCUUGUUUGUAAAUGGAACUAUGAAUGCUCAGUUGAUGGCAAAAGAGGAUGGAACACAAGUUAUCUUCAAGAGAUUGGCUUGGAGGAUUUAGCUGAAAAUAAUUUUAAGAAAAUUGGUAAUGAGGUUUUGAUGCCAGGGGAGAGAUGUGGUGGUCUUACUAAAGAAAUUGCUAAUGUACUUGGUCUAAUACCAAACACACCUGUUGCUACCUCUAUAAUUGAUGCUCAUGCUGGAGGAUUGGGUAUGAUUGGCACAGCUGGUGAAGGAAUAAGCACAGACAUGUCCAGCCGCUUGGGACUGAUUUGUGGUACAUCAACAUGCCACAUGGCUGUUAAUAAUUCACCAGUAUUAGUACAAGGUGUAUGGGGACCAUACUUUAGUGCUAUGGUUCCAAACAUGUGGUUAAAUGAAGCUGGUCAGAGUGCUUCGGGAAUGCUUUUGGACCACAUAAUAUCUAACCAUCCAGCUGGUAUUGAACUGUUAAAACAACAUAACACUGGAGAUGUACGUAUCCAUCUCAGGGACAUCCUGUUGAAAAUGGCCAAUUCUCAAGGUCUGCCUGACCUCAGUUUAUUAACCAAAGACCUUCAUAUAUGGCCAGAUUUUCACGGCAAUAGAUCACCUAUAGCUGAUCCUGCCAUGAGAGGAAUGGUUGUUGGCUUAUCCUUGGACAAAAGUGAAGAAAGCUUAGCUUUACUUUAUCUUGCCACUUUACAAGGGCUUUCUUAUGGAACAAGGCACAUAAUAGAUGCUUUAGUGAUGGCUGGCUACGAACCAUUCAAGUCUCUUUUAAUUUGUGGUGGUAUUACAAAGGAUCCUCUUUUUGUACAAAUACAAGCUGAUGCUGUUGGGUUACCUAUCCUAAGGCCACAUGAGAAAGAUUCUGUAUUAGUUGGGGCAGCUAUAUUAGGAGCAAAUGCUUCACAGCAUUUUAAUAACAUUCAGGAUGCAAUACAUAACAUGGGUGGUACAGCUGAUGUUAUCCGACCGAAUACAAAUGUCAAAACAUUUCAUGAUAAGAAAUAUAGGGUGUUCUUGAGAAUGUUUCAGGAUCAGUUAAAAUACAGGGCAGUAAUGCAGUGACCAAUUUCACAAUGUAGUUAAUAAGGGGCCAAAUUAUGGUUUGAUAAAUAUAUUAUAGGCCAAUAUUAUGCCAAUGUUAUACCAUAGAAUUAUAGGUAAUAGAUUUCCAUUUUUUUAAAUUAUGAUAAGACUAUAAAACUUUUUAUAUAAUGUUACUUUUCAUAACAAAGGAAUAUGUAUAUAGUUGGGUAUUUAUGUAAUAUUCUAUUACUUUAUCUGUGAUCUAUGUUGAAAUGUGGUUGAUAUAAGUUCUUUAUUAUAUGGAAAUAAUAAUUAUAUGAAUAUAUUUUAUUGAAA